Messenger RNA from Psilocybe cubensis, 3726 nucleotides. RefSeq names its product Oxysterol-binding protein-like protein 1. Gene Ontology annotation, cellular component: intracellular membrane-bounded organelle; membrane; cytosol. Gene Ontology annotation, molecular function: protein binding; sterol binding. Lineage: Eukaryota; Fungi; Basidiomycota; Agaricomycetes; Agaricales; Agrocybaceae. Gene Ontology annotation, biological process: endocytosis; exocytosis; piecemeal microautophagy of the nucleus. The coding region runs from base 1 to 3726 and encodes 1241 amino acids. The transcript is spliced from 12 exons. The record is from RefSeq and is a predicted model, not a curated record.
AUGGCGGAGGCAACGCCUCAUACGUCCAAUGCAGAAAUAAUUGCAAACGUCGAACCACUCUACCAGGUCAAGUUGUUGGCGGCUCUUCGAAACGGGGACCCGUCCGUAAUCCACCCAUUUCUCGCCGAAAUCAGUAAAGACAAGCGAAAGAGUGUGGAUGGAGACAUCGAUACUGGCGCAGCAGCAUUGCAUCUCGCUGUGAGAUGCGGAUCAGUUCAAACAGUGGCUUUACUUCUGGCCCAUCGAGCUAUCUCGCCAAACGGCAUUCACCCACCAGGAUCUGGAACUACGGCUUUGCAUCUGGCAGCUUCUCUUGGGAGAGCAGACGUUGUCAACCUUCUGCUGGAACAAGAAAACAUAGACGAUAGCAUACGUGAUAACCAAGGAAGGACUUGUAGAGAUGUGGCAAGAAACAAAGACGUCAUUCGGACAAUUGAUGAUUCUCGAUCUCUUCUCAAUACAACCUACCGAACGUUGCUGAGGAGCUACAUCUUUUCACCAAUCAAUGAUCCGCCAGUACCUGCCCUGAUCCAAUUUCUGGAAUCGCCUAGAAUCAAAUUUGUGGAUCUGUCAUACCUUGACAACGAUUCGGGGACGUCUCUCUUGCAUGAAGCAGCACGACGCAAAGACCUCCGGCUUAUCGAGCUAGCUGUCAGAGCCGGCGCAGAUGUAUUCGUUCGGAAUCGGAAGGGCAAAAUGGCUUAUGAAGGGACUGGUAAAGAUGAUCGCGUUCGGGUCUUCCUGCGGCAAUUGGCCAAUCACGACAAGACCUUAAUUCAGAACUCUGCUCCGUUGACGGAACCGCCGGUGUUAAAAGGAUAUCUGAACAAAUACACCAAUGUAGCCAAAGGCUAUAAUACUCGGUGGUUUGUGCUGAGAAAUGGGGUGCUUUCAUAUUACCGACAUCAAGAUGACGAAACCGUUGCUAGCCGAGGCUCAAUAUCGAUGAAAACUGCGGUGCUUCAUAUUGCAGAGCGUAAUCGAUUUGAAGUGCAUUCUCUGCCUUCGAAAGGAAGCCACAACUCUAUCACACAAAAAUGGUAUAUGAAAGCAAAUCAUCCCGUGGAAGCACAUCGAUGGACAGAGGCAAUUAACAAGAGCAUUGAGUGGUUCAAACAACGGGAAAAUGGGAUUGAUAGCGACGCUUCGUCAAUAAACGCUUCGAGACGAAGAAGUACGGAUAGUGAACAUAGCGGGAUAAAAUCGACACCAUCGAUGCAAUCACAAAGUCUUUCAAGCCACCUGUGGAGGAAAAGUGCGCCUGGGGGCAGUGGCAGAGACCGCGAUUCCAUGACAGGGUCAACGUACACGUACAUCGACUCCGCGGAUGCCAGUCCAAACCUGAUGCAAAAUGACACAGUAGGACCCUCUGCUGCAUCUCAUCACACAAUCGAGAAUGAUGGCGGGGAGGAAGACAACGAUGAAGAGGAUUCUUCAUCUGCAAACUCCGACGAGAAAACACCUCCGCACUCAAACUUUGAGCUUCAAGGUAGCGCCACCUCCACUCAGCUUGAGCUUUGUGCUCAAUUAGCCUCGAACCUGUCUUUCACUCGCGAUACGCCCCGUCGAGUACUUGAAAGCCAUCAAGCACUCCAGGAAUCCUUGCGCAUAACGCAGAAUCUUUUAAACGACUUCUUGCAAAUCACUAGGGAAAGGGAGGACUGGUGGGCCAAACAGCUGAAGAAGGAAAGAGCGCGCCAGCAUUUCUGGGAAGAAAGUCUUGCUACUGUGGUUAAGGAGGGUGAAACCCUUGAGAGAGAGCUUAGGAACAGAAGCAGGAAACGUGGUAGUCGUGUUUUCGGUCCGAGCGCGAUGGGUUCUUUCCACGAGAAGAAGAGACCGACGGCCUUGGGCCUGACCCCGACAUCUUCGACACUGUCACAACCUUUAGCUGAAGAGCCACCUUCACCUCAGGCGGACGGUCCUCCUCCACCUUCUGCAAUUGUUAAUACCCCUAAAUAUUCUCCGCCGCCUCCACUGCCCAUUCCUAGUUUUGCUGUUAGCCCCCCUACCCCUAUCGAUCCUAUACCCCACCCAGUCGCCAAGAAGUCACCAAUACGAAGCCCUGAGAUUGCUAUUGGCAGACAUCCAUCUCCAAUGUCGCUCGAUGCAACAGCUAUUAAUCUUACUCAAGACUCGGUCAUCGAUGACGAAUACGAGCGCGACACUGAUGACGAAGACGAAUUCUUUGAUGCCAUCGAAUCCAACAACCUUCCGAACUUGUACAUCAACGAGGGCCUGAAGAGUCCGGCAAGCGACAUGUCAUUCUCACCGACCCAAGCUGCUGAACCAUCUCCAGCCGAAUUGCUGAGCUUGGCCACUCUCAAGGGUCCAUUGCCUCAGGGAACCAAUUUGGAACAGUAUGCAGGCUACGCCCAUCUUCGUAGCAGACUGGCAAUUGGCAGUGACCAGCGCCCCAGUACAAGUCUAUGGAGUGUUUUGAAGCAUAGUAUUGGCAAGGAUUUAACGAAGAUCAGUUUUCCUGUGUUCUUUAACGAGCCGACGAGUAUGUUGCAAAGAAUGGCAGAAGACAUGGAAUUCUCGGAAUGCUUGGAUGUCGCUGCUCAUGAGAGCGAUCCUCUUCGGCGCAUAGCAUUCGUGGCUGCAUUUGCGAUGUCAAAUUAUUCUUCUACUAUAGGGCGAAUUGCGAAGCCUUUCAAUCCUAUGCUCAGCGAAACAUUUGAAUAUGUGAGGCUCGAUCGGCAGUACCGCUAUGUAUCGGAGCAAGUCAGCCAUCAUCCUCCAAUUUCAGCAUGUUGGGCAGAAUCGCCUUCAUGGCACUACUACGGAGAAGUUGACGCCCAAAACAAGUUUAUGGGGAAAUCAUUUGAGAUCAGGCCCACAGGUGUCGCUCAUGCCAACUUGCUAUUACCGGAAGACGCUGCCCCCGAAUAUCCAAGAGCACAAGGCGAGCUCGCCAAAGGGAAGGUUUUGGAACAUUACAGUUGGAAGAAGGUUACCACGAACGUAUCUGGAUUCAUAUUAGGGUCUCCGACGAUCGACCAUUAUGGAGAUAUGGUGGUUACGAAUCAUCGAACCGGAGAUCAAUGUAUUCUUACCUUCAAACCCCGUGGGUGGCGAGGGAAGGAUGCCUAUGAGAUCUCUGGUCAAGUUAUCGACCACAAUGGCCAAGUAGCAUACGAGAUCGCUGGUCGAUGGAACUCCCAGCUAGUGGCGAAGAAGGUUGGAUUUGGCAAUGGUCAGCUUCACCCCGACAUCUCCAUGACAGGACCAAACUCUCCAUCCGUCGCUCCUGAAUACAUCCUACUUUGGCGAAAUUCGGAUAAACCAGCUGGAUCUCCGUUCAACCUUACACCGUUUGCCAUUACAUUGAACGAUUGCCCACAGGAUACUCUCCGACCCUUCCUGUGUCCCACGGACUGUCGACUACGACCUGAUCAAAGAGCGUUUGAGUUGGGCAAAUACGAGCUGGCAAACGAUCUGAAGUCGGCGCAGGAAGAAAAGCAGCGAUCGAUUAGGAGGGCGAGAGAGGAAGGGAAGUUAGCGCCACAUACCCCUAGGUGGUUCACGGCUGAAACAGAUGGGGACACUGGAGAGAGGGUGUGGAGCCCUGUACGGACACACGAUCACAAGCUCGAAUAUUGGGAAGAAAGGGAAAGGGUUUGGGCAAACGGAGGAGGUGCUACAUGGAAGGGCGUGGACCCGAUAUUCAUCGAGGAACCUCCACUUAUAUCUGAGCUCUUGAAGAAGACUGCUAAAUACUAG